GUUGUGGCGGGGCCUUCAGUCCUGUGGCCGUUCCGUUCUUUCCCUCCACCCUUUUCGUGCUGUGCACCUCAGCUACACGCGGCUCUUGAUGCCUGAAGACCCAAAGCGGCCCCGGCGGGAGGAACAAGCCAUGACGCCACAGAUCGGCACCCACAAUGGAACGUUCCACUGCGACGAGGCGCUGGCGUGCUUCCUGCUGCGGACGGUGGAGCCUUACAGGGUGCGGGGGCAUGGAUGCAGAGAUCGUCAGGACCCGGGACCCCCAACUCUUGGCUCAGUGUGAUGUAGUGGUGGAUGUGGGUGGAGAAUAUGACCCUUCUAGGCACCGCUAUGACCACCAUCAGAGGUCAUUUUGUGAGACCAUGCAGAGCUUAUAUCCUGACAAGCCGUGGGUCACCAAGCUGAGCAGUGCGGGGCUGGUAUAUGCCCACUUUGGCUCACAGAUUCUCGCCACCCUACUAGGCAAAGAGGAAGAAGAUCCCAUCAUCUCUGUGCUGUACGACAAGAUGUAUGAGAACUUUGUUGAAGAAAUUGAUGCAAUUGACAAUGGUAUAUCACAGUUUGAUGGAGAUCAGCGAUACUCUGUAACCACAACUCUGAGUGCCCGUGUGGGGCACCUAAAUCCUCGCUGGAAUGAACCUGAUCAAGACACUGAGGCUGGUUUUAAAAAAGCAAUGGAAUUGGCCGGAUCAGAGUUUGUGUCACGCUUGGAUUUCUAUCAUCGCUCUUGGCUACCAGCUCGGGCUUUAGUGGAGGAGGCGAUCAGGAAAAGAAUUCAGGUGGAUGAGAGUGGUGAGGUGAUUGUCCUGGCACAGGGUGGCUGCCCAUGGAAGGAACACCUCUUCCAACUAGAGAAAGAGCUUGGUCUGGAAAAGCAAGUGAAAUAUGUACUGUAUCCUGACCAGAGCGCAAAGUGGAGGGUGCAAUGUGUCCCUACAGGCCCAAACACUUUCCUGAACCGUCUGUCUCUCCCCGAGGAUUGGCGCGGACUUCGCGCAGAUGAUCUCUCUUCUGUUAGCGGGAUACCAGGCUGCAUCUUUGUUCAUGCCAGUGGAUUUAUUGGUGGAAAUGAGACCCAAGUAGGAGCACUAGAAAUGGCACGAAAAGCACUGAGAUCCUAGGGCGCUUCCUCUAAAAAUAGGACAAAACACAGCAACAACAUCUCCUUGUAUUUAUAUUGUGACAUCAGUAAAUAUUUUUGUAUACAAGUUUUUGUCAAUCAGUA
Molecule: messenger RNA, 1225 nt
Organism: Xenopus tropicalis (tropical clawed frog)
Lineage: Eukaryota; Metazoa; Chordata; Amphibia; Anura; Pipidae
Gene: myg1
Product: MYG1 exonuclease
Exons: 7
Coding region: 156-1121 (321 amino acids)
Source: RefSeq, a predicted model, not a curated record